AAUAAAUAAAUAAAUUCGAAGUGCGAUAGCUUGAGCGAUCCAUUAACGUCCAUUAAAAUGACACGUCAUUGAAAACAAAACGUUCUACAUGUCAAUCGGUCAUGAUGAACGGCAACGAGACCAACAAGAGCGUACGCUCGAAAGUUAUGCGGAGGAAAUAGAGCAAAGAGAAUUGGAAAUAGCAUGGACGACGGGCGAACAAUCGUCGCGGACGACAUUGAUGGAAGAUAUCAUCGAAAAAAAUAUUGUUAUCAGAUCGGCGGAAGAUACGAAAGAAAAGGACGACGAUUCUCGCUCAUCGUUGGAAGACAUAUGUAGAAUCUGUCACAUGGGUGAUGGCACUUUGUUAGGACUCAACAAGAAUCAAUCGAGGUGUCAUACUGAUGACAAACAAAUUCGAAUACCCACGUUCUCUUCCUGCUCCUAUCUGGGUCCGCUUAUCUCCGCCUGCAAGCGACGUAACAAGGAGGCUUGAACAAUUAUUAUUAUCGAUAUUUUAUAAAUCGAAUUAUUCGAAAAGAAAAUCAAAAAACGAGAAAA
Vespula pensylvanica (western yellowjacket) is the source of this 540-nucleotide messenger RNA. RefSeq lists its product as uncharacterized. The record is from RefSeq and is a predicted model, not a curated record. The transcript is spliced from 4 exons. NCBI's taxonomy places the organism in Eukaryota, Metazoa, Arthropoda, Insecta, Hymenoptera, Vespidae. Bases 89 to 475 code for a protein of 128 amino acids.